AUGCUGGCGAUAUUUCAGCGAAUCUUAGAUUGGAUCCGUAAUCUUUUUUGGAAAGAAGAAAUGGAAAUAACAUUAGUUGGCCUACAGUACUCAGGGAAAACCACAUUCGUCAAUGUCAUUGCGACUGGACAGUACUGUGAAGACAUGAUACCCACGGUAGGAUUUAAUAUGAAAAAGAUCACAAAAGGAAAAGUCUCUAUCAAGAUUUGGGAUAUUGGAGGUCAACCCCGGUUUCGUAGUAUGUGGGAGCGAUACUGCCGAGGUGUAAAUGCUGUACUCUUUAUGGUUGAUGCUGCUGACCGAGAUAAGUUGGAAGCAGCGAGGAAUGAACUUCAUGCCUUGUUAGAAAAAUCCCAAUUAGCAGGGAUUCCCGUCCUGGUGCUUGGAAAUAAACGCGAUUUGCCCGGAGCACUGACUGAAGUUGAACUUAUCGAGGCUCUGAGUUUAAGAGCAAUCCCUAAUCGCGAAAUUUGCUGCUACUCCAUUUCCUGCAAGGAGCAGGAUAACAUAGGUUCGGUGAAGCUAAGUGACUUCAGUGGCGGUGUAGCUCCCGAAAUGCCCCUGACGAUCUCGUAA
This is a messenger RNA of Echinococcus granulosus, 576 nucleotides long. RefSeq names its product ADP-ribosylation factor-like protein 8B. Gene Ontology annotation, biological process: protein transport; anterograde axonal transport. NCBI's taxonomy places the organism in Eukaryota, Metazoa, Platyhelminthes, Cestoda, Cyclophyllidea, Taeniidae. The record is from RefSeq and is a predicted model, not a curated record. Gene Ontology annotation, cellular component: lysosomal membrane. Gene Ontology annotation, molecular function: GTPase activity; GTP binding. Bases 1 to 576 code for a protein of 191 amino acids. The transcript is spliced from 5 exons.